AUGCUUAAGAAGGAAAAGAGAAAGGUACAGCAAGAAGGUCAAGACCAAGGUAUAAAUCCUUAUAGUACACCACAAGCACUGGGAAAGGCUGUUGCAAAAGUUAAGCCAUACUUACCAGAAAGCCCAAGAAAGAGAAAAGCUGUUGUAGAAAAAUUAGCCUCUUCUACAGGCAUUCACCUUCCAAAGAAAAGAAAAAAGGGAUUUGGUGGAAACUUACACCUGAACCCAGAAGUAAAACAGAAAGUCUACUUAUUUUAUGUGCAAGACUCAAUUUCUAGGCAAUCCCCUGGAAAAAGAGACUUUGUGGUUAGCUGGAAGACUGGCAAGAAAGAGCACCUUCAAAAGAGGCAUCUCCUUUUUUCCUUGAGAGAAGCACAUGCACUUUUCUUAAAGGAAAAUCCUGAGGUUAAAAUUGGGUUGAGUAAAUUUAGCUCUCUCCGCCCUCUCAAUGUUCUUCUUUCCUCUGGAAUUCCUAGAAAUGUGUGUUUGUGUCAAUAUCAUGAGAGCAUUAAAUUGAUUUGUGAUUGCCUUAAGAAAGAGAUCCCCAAAUUUCCAAACUAUUCUGGUGAUUUUGUGGAAAAAUUUGUAUGCAGUUCUGACUCCGAGGCUUGUAUGUUUGGAAGAUGUGCCAAGUGCCUAGACUGGCUUAAAACCAUUACAGAGGAAGUAGAUUUAGAAGGGCCUGCCACACGGUAUGAAUGGAAGCGUGUUGAAACAGUGUCACCAACUGCCAGUAAGAAAGACUCAAAGACCAUGAAGGUUGUGAAGAAAGUGAAAAUAAGCAAGGAGGGAACCAUUGGUGAUGCAGUAGAAUCACUUCAAGGCAAGCUUCCUUCAUUUCUAGCGCAUGUCUUUAUCAAGAGACAGCAAUCCAAAUUUUUUGAGGAAAGGCUAGCCAAACUUGGUCUAAGUGAAGCUGUCAUUCAAGUAGAUUUUGCGGAGAAUUACACUUGCAAAUAUCAGGAUGAACCCCAGUCAGCUCAUUGGAACCAAGAACAAGUAACACUCUUUACUGUGGCCAUUUGGACCAAAGAAGCUGCAGGUGUGGAUAAUGUAUGUGAGUCCCACGUUAUUGUCUCUGAUGAAAUGAUGCAUGACAAGAAAGCAGUGGCAGUGUUUAUGUUUCACGUUGUUGGGUUGAUUUUGAGCUUCGCUUAAAAUGUUUAAUUCGACGCGCGCAACCUUUAUUGUUAUUACGUGUCGAAAUAGAUCAUAUUUUAGUUAAUUAUUAAUGUAGCUCUAUAUAUACCGCUACGUACGUGGUAGAGACAAUUAUUAGAUGUAUGAUUCGUUCAGUGUAAAGUUAGUCAAUAUUUAUCCUAAAGAUCGCGAAGUUAAUUUUCUUUAGAAACAUGUCGGAAUCUAAGCACAACCUUCGUUCUCGUAAGCACCUCAACUACGCCUCGAUAAACGCUGGGAAAAGUGUACAAUUCCCAGCAUACGGAUUUUCUCCUGACCCUCGUCCUCUCCAAGCGCCAGUCGGAGACAACACACCUCGCGUUCAUCAAACACAUGAUUUCACCGAAACCAAACGUCUGUUAGAAGAAGAAAAAGAAAGAAACACAGUCCUUGAGGGGACCUCCCAGCUAGAGCAAGUGAGAAAAGAACUGGAGGCGCUUCGCACCAAAAUGUCAAGCAAGUCUAUGUGUUUUCAGAUGGGCCCAGCUCUCAAUUCAAAAACAAGUGCAUUGCUCACUUUUUCCACACGCUGAACAAGAUAGUUCCUAUCCAGUGGAACUAUUUUGCCACAUCCCAUGGUAAGGGUGUUGUUGAUGGGAUUGGUGGUACCGUAAAAUGCCUCGUCUCCAAUGCAGUGAUGACAGGAAAGUCACCUGUUGUUGCUGAUGCCAAGUCCUUUCACAGGGUUGCAAGCAGCCUUACAUCAUCAGUAACUGUUUCACUUGUAAGCCAAAAGGAAAUCAGUGAUACCUCAGAUUUACUGUCUCUUGAGAAAUGCUUCAGUGAGGCUCUACCUCUUCCUGGAAUCUCAAAAAUGCACUGCAUAGAGCCUCGCAAAGAUGGAACUUUGAACUGUUGCUUGUAUUCAUUCCAGAAAUUGAUUAAAAACAGAGUCCCAGAUGUCUUUCCUUAUCAAUCUGAUGAUGAUGAUGAUGAUGAUGAUGAUGAUGACACCAUUUCAGAGACCUUCUGUAAGGAGGCAGUCAGUUCAGAUGAUGAUCAGGGUGAAGACAGUGACUUUAGCAGUGCAGCUUCAUGUAGUGACGAGAUCAGUCAAAAGGGCAAGCAUGAAAAUAGUGAAGAGAGUGCUGGGGGUGAAGGUGAUGUGGAGGUAACAAACAGUUCAAAGAAAGAAGUAAAUUCUAACUGAGAGUGGCAGCUCCACCAUUGAUGUAGAGUAUGGAUUACCCCCAGAGCUUGUCACUAAAUUCAGUUGCUCAGUGCCCUUUACCCUUCCACCUCACAAGACUGAUUUGGUUGCUGCUAUUCUUGACGGUUAUGUGAGCUUCAAUGGAAAGGGUAUCAUCUCUCCUAGUGACCUCAAUUCCCUGCAAGGUGGUAAUAUGGUAGAAGAAGAUAACUAUCUUACCAACUUUAUAGCUGAUACAUAUUUUGAAAUUACUCAAGCAGCCAGAGCCGAUGGUUCCAAAGUGGUUGUAUUUCCAUGGGAAGCAUUUGAGAAAUCAGCAAUCAAGUUGCUUUUUACAAGAGCAACGGAUACGUUAUUGGAGCAAGAUAUAAUUCUUGCCCGUUCCUGUCCUAUAACAACCGACCAUUGGUUUCUUAUUGCAGUAUUCCCUCAGAAAAAUUUAAUGGUUGCCCUGGAUAGCUUGGCUGGUGAUUUUGUGAAGCCAAGUGUGAAGGCAUCAAUGUUGAAAAUGUGGGAGGUACUGGAGAAGGUUGAUAAAAAUCUG
Porites lobata is the source of this 2873-nucleotide messenger RNA. Lineage: Eukaryota; Metazoa; Cnidaria; Anthozoa; Scleractinia; Poritidae. The record is from the annotation of a GenBank genome assembly.